AACUGAGGCAUUCUCACACAGAGUCUGCUCUCCAGGAUAGAUCUAUCAUGGAAAUGUCUAACUGGGGAGUACCAAACGCAGAUAAUCAAGCCUUCCAAUAUUGCUUUCCAAACAACAAUUUGUCUUGUACCAGAAGUAUCCGACCUGAAGCAGAGUACAUUGCUGUGUACAUUUUCGUUGCUGUAACAUCAGUGUUCACCGUGUUUCUGAACCUGUUGGUGAUCAUCUCCAUCGCGCACUUCAAGCAGCUCCACACUCCCACCAAUGUGCUGAUCUUCUCUCUGGCAGUGGCUGAUCUGAUUGCAGGACUGAUUCUCAUGCCAGUGCAGGGAAUGAAACUGAUUGAGCCAUGCUGGUACUUUGGAGAAAUAUUUUGCUCUAUAUUUCCUCUUAUUCUUUAUGUGGUUGUUGUGGCAUCUCUUGGUACUUUGAUUAUUAUAUCUGUGGAUCGAUUCAUUGCUGUGAAUGACCCUUUGCGAUAUCCAAUGAAGGUCAAUAAUAACAGAGCUGUUGUUUCUGUUGUUGUAAACUGGUUAUUCUCCUUCAUAUAUAAUUUUUAUCUGUUGUAUGAGUUUUUACUGUAUCCAGAGAGGAACCACACGUGUAUUGGAGAAUGCAUACUUUCUUUUAAUUUGGAAAAUAUAAUACUAGAUGCUUUUGUUUGUUUAGUGGUACCUUGCUGUAUAAUUGUUCCUUUAUAUGUGAAAAUCUGCUUUGUAGCAAACUAUCAAGCAAAGCAUUUAAAUUCAGUCACAGACAAAAAUGCCAGAUCAGAAAAAAAGGCUGCAAGAACCUUAGGGAUUGUAGUACUGGUUUAUCUUCUUUUUUGGACGCCAUACUAUUUAUAUUCUCUUUCUGGUGGGCAUGAUGAAAAUGACGCUCUUAUAAUUAAAGUAAUGGAUUGGAUUGUGUGCAUGAAUUCCUGUAUGAACCCACUUAUAUAUGCAAUGUUUUAUCGAUGGUUCAGACUGUCAGCAAAAUACAUUUUGACACUGAAAAUAUUUGAACCUUCAUCUGCAUACUUAAAUCUGUUCCCAGAAGAGAAAUGAUCACUUACACUCUCAUGCAAAAGUAAAUGAAAUAAUGUGUCUUCAAUUGAAAUAAAACCUCUUUAUAGAACAUUAGAUGGCAUGUAACAGCUGUUUUUUAUUUUAUUUAUUUAUUUAUUUUAAAUAUGGUGUCUAACAUGUAUAUUGUGAUCAUAUUUGUGAGUGACACUAUCUGCUCCAUUUUCUCUGUCUGAACAAAAUAACAGCAAAACUGUAGUAAUGCUGCUUAGAAGAUAGAUGUAAAAAGAACAUUUAAUAUUUGUCACACUAAAGUAGUUAUUACAUAGAUAAUCUUUAGUUUAAAUUAAAGAAAUCUUCUUUAUUAGAAGAAAGCAAGGUACAAUAUAUUUUGAUGCAUGGCCAUUGUAACUGCACUUAAAACAAUUAAGACAAAUGUCUUAAAUGAUUGAUGAUGGAAAAGAGUGAUGUUUAAUCAUUAUAAUGACAAUUAUUAUUAAGUUCCUGAUUUCUGCCUGUUUUUUGCCUUAUAAAAAAGAAUGAACCAAUUUCUACAG
This is a messenger RNA of Megalobrama amblycephala (Wuchang bream), 1564 nucleotides long. Its product is annotated as trace amine-associated receptor 13c-like. Bases 48 to 1049 code for a protein of 333 amino acids. The transcript has a single exon. Gene Ontology annotation, biological process: G protein-coupled receptor signaling pathway. The record is from RefSeq and is a predicted model, not a curated record. Gene Ontology annotation, cellular component: membrane. Gene Ontology annotation, molecular function: trace-amine receptor activity. NCBI's taxonomy places the organism in Eukaryota, Metazoa, Chordata, Actinopteri, Cypriniformes, Xenocyprididae.